AUGGUCAAAAGAGUGUGUAUAAGGAAUAGAGUGGAUUUUGUGGGCUUGUCCGAAAGAAAGAAAGGUGGGUUCGAUAGAGGGUUGAUUAGAAACUUGUGGGGGGAUAACAGUAUUGAUUGGGCUGGUGUGGAAUCUUCUUCUUCUGUAGGAGGUAUCAUUUGUAUGUGGCGUAAUAAUUUUCUUGUUUGUUCGGAUAUUUUUAGAAGUGAUAGAUGGAUUGUAGUGAAGGGUUGUAUCAAGGAGCUGAGGUUUGAUUGUGCCAUUUGUGUGGUUUACGGUCCGCACCUAAGGGAUGAAAAGAAAGCCUUCUGGGAUGGCCUGAUGGAGGUUAAGAAGACGGUGGGAGUUCCAAUUAUGUAUGGUGGGGAUUUUAACAAGAUUUUGAAGGAGGAAGAAAGGAAAGGAAAUAGAACUCUAUCACAAAGUAGUCGUGAGUUUAAACAAUGGGUAAGUCACAUGGAGCUAAUGGAUAUGAAUUUGAGUGGGAGGAGAUUUACGUGGUAUGGGGGGAAGUGCUGUAGUAGAAUAGACCGAGUGUUUGUUGACUGUGAGUGGCAGGAGGUGACUAAAGACCUAUGCUUAAAGGGAUUGAAUAGGGCGCUUUCAGAUCAUUGCCCUUUGCUCUUAGCCUCUGAGGAUCUUAACUGGGGAUCUAAGCCGUUUAGGACUAUGGAUGCUUGGUUGUUGCAUGGAAACUUUGUUAAUAAGGUCGGAGAGGAAUGGAGAAAGUUGGUUGGAGGCCAAAUUCUAGAGAAGUUUAAGGCCAUUAAGAUGCCGCUUAGAGUGUGGAAUAAGGAGAGAUUCGGUUACAUUGACUACAACAUUCAGAAGGUUGAAGACGAAAUUAAAGCUAUUGAUGAGAAGAUGGAAAGUAGUGAAGCUGAUGAGUGUGUGCUGGCUAGGAUGAAAGCCCUUAGGGUUUUGGCAGAACGCUAG
Molecule: messenger RNA, 936 nt
Organism: Arachis stenosperma
Lineage: Eukaryota; Viridiplantae; Streptophyta; Magnoliopsida; Fabales; Fabaceae
Exons: 1
Coding region: 1-936 (311 amino acids)
Source: RefSeq, a predicted model, not a curated record